Molecule: messenger RNA, 1370 nt
Organism: Aspergillus steynii IBT 23096
Lineage: Eukaryota; Fungi; Ascomycota; Eurotiomycetes; Eurotiales; Aspergillaceae
Product: ATG3/ATG10 family protein
Exons: 2
Coding region: 151-1233 (360 amino acids)
Biological process (GO): nucleophagy; autophagosome assembly; autophagy of mitochondrion
Cellular component (GO): cytoplasmic ubiquitin ligase complex; cytosol
Molecular function (GO): Atg8-family ligase activity
Source: RefSeq, a predicted model, not a curated record
AUAAGGCCUCCCUUCCUCUGCAUCCAACCCAUCUCUCUUGCCCUUACCAUCACCUCAAGGAACAAUAGCGCACACAUAUUCAUUUACACUAGAAGAGACAUUCACACACCCACAGACAGCAAGUGAGAGAGAGAGAGAGCAAACACAAAGAUGAACAUCCUCCACUCCACGCUCUCCACCUGGCGCGACCGCCUGGCCCCGGUCUCCCGCACCUCGACCUUCCGCAACACCGGCCAAAUCACCCCCGAGGAGUUCGUGCUGGCCGGCGACUACCUCGUCUACAAGUUCCCGUCGUGGUCCUGGGGCGACGCAUCCUCGCCUGCCAAGCGCGUGUCGUACCUCCCCGCCGGGAAGCAGUUCCUGGUGACGCGCGGGGUGCCGUGCCACCGACGGCUGAAUGAUGAUUUCGCGGGGGACGCGGGCCACGACGAUGAGAUCGUGCGGGACAUGUUGUCGGGGGGCACGGGCGGUGCGGGGGACGAUGAUGACGAUGGGUGGUUGAGGACGGGCGGCGGAGGGGAUGCUGCGCAUCGGGAUCGGAUCCGCGAUGUCCGGACCGUCGACGAAGCAGGGAACAUGGGCGAGAAGGAAGAAGAAGAGGAAGAGGAGAUUCCCGACAUGGAGGAUGAAGAUGACGAUGAGGAGGCGAUUAUUCGUGAGCCCAUGGGAGGGCCUGGAACGACGCAACCAACUCGCACCUACAACCUCUACAUCACGUACUCCAACUUCUACCGGACCCCUCGACUCUACCUCUCCGGCUACCUGUCUCCCUCGCAACCUCUUUCCCCGCCGCUCAUGAUGGAAGACAUCGUCGGCGACUACAAAGACAAGACCGUGACGCUGGAAGACUUCCCGUGGCUGGAGGGCAGCCCUAAGAUGGCAUCCGUGCACCCAUGCCGUCACGCCUCCGUCAUGAAGACUCUCCUCGACCGCGCCGACGCGGCGCUCAAGAUCCGCUGCGAGAAGCUAAAGCAGGCGCAGGCGAACCCGAAUGCCUCCCCCGCCGUGGGAAGGGGACUCGAAGGGUUGGUGGACGACGUCAAGGGCCUGUCCCUGGCGGAGCAGCAACAGCAACAACCGCAGAGCGGCGCCGGCGGCGACGAAUGGGAAGUGCUGCAGCACGACGAGGAAGACCAGGUGGCUAUCCGGGUGGAUCAGUAUCUGGUUGUUUUCCUGAAGUUCAUUGCUAGUGUGACGCCGGGUAUUGAGCAUGAUUAUACCAUGGGUGUAUAAUUUGUUUUCCUCACCUCUUUGAUCCGAUUGUGCCUUUUCAUCUCGUUUUAUUCAUUUGUUUCCAGGCGCAAGGGAUAUUAGGCAGGUUCUUUUUUUUUUUCUUUAUGAUAGCAUGACAUGACAUGAUGUUACAUUUG